Messenger RNA from Opisthorchis viverrini, 333 nucleotides. RefSeq lists its product as hypothetical. The record is from RefSeq and is a predicted model, not a curated record. The transcript has 3 exons. Lineage: Eukaryota; Metazoa; Platyhelminthes; Trematoda; Opisthorchiida; Opisthorchiidae. The coding region runs from base 1 to 333 and encodes 110 amino acids.
AUGAUUUUGGGGAGUGUGAUUGAAGUGGGAGUCGAUGACUUAGUUAAUCGAUUGAAAAGAGCCGAGGAAGUCGGUCGACUGGCAUACGCAACACGUGGCCAAGCCAGCGCAACCUGUGCAGUCCAGUGUAGCCCGCGGGAUCAUUGCAGCACUGAAGCCCGACCACCACGUCAAUGUGGCAGCUUUAGGUCGGCAAGAAGGACGGAUAUAGUAACUCUGACGAGUGAUAUGAAUACCCAAGUUGGACGACCAAGUUCGGAAGAGGCACAGUUAGGUGGCAGAUUUGGAGUCGAUGCUGAGCGUACGGAUAGCAGGGAGCAGCUUCUUCAGUGA